AUGUCUUCUAUUUUUGACGAUUGUUUUAUUACACUUGCUGGUGUGUUUACUAUAGGUAACCAUACGCACCUCACUUCCAUUAUUAAUAAGCAUGGCGGAAAAGUUGCUCAAAAUUUAUCCAAAAAAUCUACUCAUUUAAUAAUCAAUGAAGACGACUAUAAAAGGGGAAAUUCUAAGGUCUUCCUUGCUAAAAAUAAAUUUGCUGAUCGAGUAUCAAUUGUGACUUGGAAAUGGGUUGAAGAUUCUAUUGAAAAAAAUGUAAAAUUGGAUGUAUCAGAUUAUGUUCCAUCAGAUGAUACUGAGGAUAUUGAUAUGGAAAACGCGGAUGAGAACUCUACUGCAACUGGAAAACGUAAUAAGGAUGAUGACGGAAAUGAUCAAGUUGAUGAUGUCAGGCCUUCGCGAAAACGUAGACGCACCGCUAAAAAUGAUAAUGAUAAUGAUAUGACUCAGAAUUCAACCACAGUUGAUACUACAACAACUGCUAUCUCUACGACCUCGAUAAUUACGACUACAGCUGGGACUUCUUCGAAAAAGAGAAAAGGGAAUAUAACUGAUAAAACUACUAAAGGUUCUAUUAAUAAUCAAGAUCAGGGUAAUAGCGAUCAGAGUGACAAAGUUGCGGCUACACAAAUUGUCGAGGAGAAAAGGAUGGUUAAAGUUGUGAUUAAGGGUCAAGCACCUGUUGAUGAAAAAUUCUUUAUGAAGAAUUCUGUACACGUUUAUUCUGAUGAUGAAGCUAUUUGGGAUGCCCUUCUUAACUUAACUAAUAUUGGUAAUAACAACAAUAAAUUUUUUGUAAUUCAACUUUUACAAACCGAUUCUCUUGAUGAUUACUACGUGUUUUGCAGAUGGGGAAGAGUAGGAUAUGGUUCUAAAGGUCAAUCAACUACUUAUGGUCCAACAAUAUUGGGUAGUGCAAAAUUUGAAUUCUCAAAAAAAUUUAAAGAAAAGACUGGUAAUGAUUGGUCUACCGUAUGCCAGGACAUCUCUAAUUUUGUUCCAAAGAAUAAAUCUAAUCUUCAUCCAAAAGUUCAAGAUAUCAUGAAAAUGAUAUUUGACGUUAAUCAAUGGAAAGAGUCAAUGAAAGAAUUAGAAUAUGAUGCUGCAAAAUUACCUUUGGGUAAAAUUGCAAAAAGUACUAUUAACCAAGGAUACAGUGUACUUAAACGAAUAGAAGCCGUGUUUAUGGGAAAUUCUACCGAAAGUCUGGAGGAAUUGUCUAAUGAAUUUUACACUGUAAUUCCACACUCAUUUGGCAUGCGAAAACCACCUAUCAUUAAUAACAUAAAUUUACUCAAAACUAAAUUGGAUAUGGUUGAAACCUUGGGAGAAAUUGAAAUCGCUUCUACUUUGAUUAAAGGAAGUGAUGAAACCAUCAAUCCAUUGGAUGCUCAUUACAAAUCUCUUAAAUUAGGAAGAAUGGAGCCUUUGGAUCAUAAUUCUAAAGAAUUCAAAAUGGUGGUCGAUUAUGUUAAGAAUACACAUGGAGCUACACAUAAUUACUUUAAACUUGAAGUUCUGGAAGUGUUUGAUUUGGAACGUCAAGGUGAAAGAGAAAGAUUCGAGCCAUAUUCCAAAUUGCAAAACCGAGCUUUAUUAUGGCACGGAAGCCGUAAAACUAAUUUUGCUGGCAUCUUAAGCCAAGGAUUACGCAUUGCGCCUCCGAGUGCUCCUGUAACCGGUUAUAUGUUUGGGAAAGGAGUUUAUUUCGCAGAUUCCGUAUCAAAAUCUGCUCAAUACGUUCAUAAUACUAGCAAUGAUAACAUUGGCCUCAUGCUUCUCAACGAAGUUGCUUUGGGAAAUAUGCUUGAGUUAAACUCCGCCGACUAUGAUGCAGGAAUAAAAGCAAAGAACGCAAAUUUUCAUUCUGUUAAGGGUUGUGGAAAGAAUGUUCCCGAUAUGAAUAGUUUCAUUAAGCUGAAUAAUGGCUGCAUUGUACCAAGCGGAAAAUUACAAGAAAAACAUCGUGAUAAAUUUCUUUUUUACAAUGAAUAUAUUGUCUACGAUGAAGCUCAAAUUAUGCAGAAAUUUUUGAUCAAGAUGAAGUUUCGUUAA
This is a messenger RNA of Funneliformis caledonium, 2058 nucleotides long. Lineage: Eukaryota; Fungi; Glomeromycota; Glomeromycetes; Glomerales; Glomeraceae. The record is from the annotation of a GenBank genome assembly.